CCCUUACUCCUAUCAUUCAAAUCACAAGAAACUCAGGAAACCCAAAAGCAAUAAACUAAAAAAAACACUAAUCCUAAAGUCUCUCUCUCUCAUCAUCGUACUGCUAUAACAAUUUUACUACUUGUGAAGAACACACAAUACUAUAUAUUACUAUGAGUUACCUGAACAGGGUUUGGAUGGCGGCGAGUGUGGCCGUCGUGAACGGCCACUCCGACCAAGGCCACAAGCUCAAGACCGGCCUCAAAUCCAUCCACCACCACGGCAAGAAACGCUUCUCCUCCGACCCGGCUGACCUCCGCCCCUUAUCCGCCGGGUCGGACCUGGCGGCUGGGAGUGGUGGCCACGGAGAGGACAGAAGGAAGCAGGCGGACGAGACGAUACGGCAAGUGAUGUACUUGAACUGCUGGGCCCCCAGCUGAUGAUGAUGAGCCGGUUGGUCGCAGGAGAAGAGAUUCGAGGUCGUUGACCGCGGCGGGAGGUCAAGGUUGGGAGGAGUGGGUUGACUCGGGGAGGGGUGGUGAUCGAGGAGGAGUUUUGGAGGUCAACUCGGUGUGAUGGUGAAUCUUGGGGAUGGGAUGGUCAGUCGUGUAAUAACUAGGUUUUUUUUUUCCCAGUCCUCGAGUGUAAAUUGUGUUGUGUAUCGGGAUGUGAACUUAAUGAAGCUCGGAAAGUUUAUGUAAAAUCUCAAUCUAUGGAUAACUAGUGUGAAAUAUAUACUUUCAAC
Messenger RNA from Rhododendron vialii, 724 nucleotides. RefSeq lists its product as uncharacterized. NCBI's taxonomy places the organism in Eukaryota, Viridiplantae, Streptophyta, Magnoliopsida, Ericales, Ericaceae. The transcript has a single exon. Bases 153 to 419 code for a protein of 88 amino acids. The record is from RefSeq and is a predicted model, not a curated record.